Lodderomyces margitis is the source of this 1149-nucleotide messenger RNA. It is a transcript of the gene MSW1, whose product is annotated as tryptophan--tRNA ligase. Gene Ontology annotation, biological process: mitochondrial tryptophanyl-tRNA aminoacylation. NCBI's taxonomy places the organism in Eukaryota, Fungi, Ascomycota, Pichiomycetes, Serinales, Debaryomycetaceae. Bases 1 to 1149 code for a protein of 382 amino acids. Gene Ontology annotation, cellular component: mitochondrion; mitochondrial matrix. The transcript has a single exon. The record is from RefSeq and is a predicted model, not a curated record. Gene Ontology annotation, molecular function: ATP binding; tryptophan-tRNA ligase activity.
AUGUCAUGUUUGAGAACAUCACGAUACGUGUCCACCGCAGGACUUCUUACUACUACAAGAGCAUACACCUCCCCCUCCUCUUCGAUACAGGAACUCAAUCGAUAUGACAAUCUUCCGUCAAACUCGCGUGUCUUUUCCUUGAUACAACCAACGGGAAGAAUCCACUUGGGGAACUACUUGGGCGCAGUCAAAAGUUGGAGAACUCUAUCCAACUCCAAUCCUGAUAGUGAGUUUUUAUUUGGAAUUGCCGAUUUACAUGCAUUUACAAGCUACAAACCAGCUGCAGAAUUGAAGGAUAAUAGGUAUCAAGCAAUUGCAAGUUUAUUGGCUGGUGGUUUGGAUACAACCAAAUGUACAUUGUACUUUCAGUCGUCUGUACCCGAGCAUCUGGAGCUUAAUUGGUAUCUCACGUGUAUGACGAGUAUGGGACAGUUGAAUAGAAUGACUCAGUGGAAACUGAAGGCACAGCAAUCUCAAAACAGUUCAAUAACGGACGAAAAAGUGAUGGAGUCCACGAAAGCUGGAGUGUUUUGUUAUCCUGCUUUGCAAGCAGCCGAUAUUUUACUAUACAGAGCAACUCAUGUACCUGUUGGUGACGACCAGUCGCAGCAUUUGGAGCUUUGUAGAAACAUUGCAAAGCUGUUCAACAAUACAUACAAUGUAAACUACUUCCCCUUGCCCAAGACUUUGUUGACGCCGGCAAAGAAAAUUCUCAGCUUAAAGAAUCCAGAAAAGAAAAUGUCCAAAUCGGAUCCUGUACAGGCAUCUUGUGUCUAUGUUACUGAUUCUCCUGAAGAUAUCCAAUUGAAGAUAAGGAAAGCAACUACUGACUCGAUUCAAGGAGCUUGGAGUUUUGAUCCAGUCACGAGACCAGGCGUAUCAAAUUUGAUCAAUAUAAUAUCAGGCUUGACCAAUGAAUCGAUUGAAGAAACAGUAGCAAGUAUACAACAUUUAAAAGAUCACAAGAGCUUGAAGGAUUACGUUGCUAAAUUGAUUAUUGAUGAAUUCCAUGACAAAAGACAAUUGUAUGACGAGCUUCUUAAGAAUCGAGAUUACCUUGAUCUGGUUUGUAAGCAAGGGAGAGACAAAGCUAGGGAAUUGGCUCUGGUGAACAUUGGCGACAUCAAAAGUAUUGUUGGAAUGGAUUAG